Messenger RNA from Strongylocentrotus purpuratus (purple sea urchin), 802 nucleotides. RefSeq names its product 40S ribosomal protein S5 (gene rps5). Gene Ontology annotation, cellular component: ribosome; cytosolic small ribosomal subunit. Gene Ontology annotation, molecular function: rRNA binding; structural constituent of ribosome; mRNA binding. The transcript is spliced from 6 exons. The record is from RefSeq and is a predicted model, not a curated record. Bases 34 to 684 code for a protein of 216 amino acids. Gene Ontology annotation, biological process: ribosomal small subunit assembly; translation. NCBI's taxonomy places the organism in Eukaryota, Metazoa, Echinodermata, Echinoidea, Camarodonta, Strongylocentrotidae.
UUCCGUGCGGCACGCUCUCAAGAACUUUACACAAUGUCGGAAGACUGGGGAAAUGAAAUUGCUGCAAACACCGCAGCGGCCGCAGUGCCGCCACCAGCUGCUGCUGAGUUGCCAGAGAUCCAGCUGUUUGGUCGAUGGAGCUGUGAAGAGGUCCAAGUCAGCGACAUCAGCUUGACGGAUUACAUCCCAGUGAAGGAGAAGUUUGCCAAGUACCUCCCCCACAGCUCUGGCCGCUACCAGGUCAAGAGGUUCCGCAAGGCCCAGUGCCCCAUCGUGGAGCGCAUCACCAACUCCAUGAUGAUGCACGGCAGGAACAACGGCAAGAAGCUGCUCACCAUGAGGAUCAUCAAGCACGCCUUUGAGAUCAUCCACCUGCUCACCGGAGAGAACCCUCUACAGGUUCUUGUGAACGCCAUCAUCAACAGUGGACCUCGUGAGGACUCUACCCGUAUCGGUAGGGCUGGUACCGUCCGUCGCCAGGCCGUUGAUGUGUCUCCACUCAGGAGAGUCAAUCAGGCUAUCUGGCUGCUGUGCACUGGAGCUCGUGAGGCUGCAUUCAGGAACAUCAAGACCAUCGCUGAGUGCUUGGCUGAUGAACUCAUCAAUGCCGCCAAGGGAUCCUCCAACUCGUACGCAAUCAAGAAGAAGGACGAGCUCGAGCGUGUUGCAAAAUCCAACCGUUAAGAAGGGAUUUCAUCGUUGCUGUCGACUGGUUCAGCUUCCAGAGACACACACAACAUCUUAUUAGAGUGUCUCAUACAUUGUACAUGUAAAUUAAAUAAUCGGUCAUAAAAAAAGGGAA